AGAAGUUUAAUUUUUUCUCGAGAAAAUCCGGAUAUUUUUCUCGAGAAAAUUGAGUAAUAUGAAAUUACAAAAACUCUCGAUUCUGUUACUGGUCCUUUUGAUUAUUCAAUCAAAGGCGGUGUUGGGGAUUCAAGAUCAAUCUACAUCGAAACAAGCUUACGCGACGCUGCUUUACGGAGAUGAGUUCCUUUUAGGGGUCCGGGUUUUAGGGAAAUCGAUAAGGGACACUGGAUCAACUAAAGACAUGGUCGUUUUGGUCUCCGAUGGUGUCUCUGAUUAUGCUAAGAAGCUUCUAAAGGCUGAUGGGUGGAUAGUGGAGAUGAUAAGUUUAUUGGCAAAUCCGAAUCAAGUUCGGCCAAAGAGAUUUUGGGGUGUUUACACCAAAUUGAAAAUUUUUAAUAUGACUAACUACGAGAAAGUUGUAUAUCUUGAUGCAGAUACUAUAGUAGUCAAAAGCAUUGAAGAUAUCUUUAAAUGUGAGAAAUUCUGUGCAAAUUUGAAGCAUUCCGAGAGGCUGAAUUCAGGAGUCCUGGUGGUGGAACCAUCUGAAGCUAUUUUCAAUGACAUGAUGAGCAAAGUCAAUACUUUGCCUUCUUAUACUGGAGGAGAUCAGGGUUUUCUGAAUUCUUAUUACUCUGAUUUCCCAAAUGCCCAUGUUUUUGACCCUAAUAUACCUGAGGAGGUAUUGAAAUCCCGUCCUGCUCCUAAGAUGGAACGACUCUCUACUUUAUACAAUGCGGAUGUUGGUCUUUAUGUGCUUGCCAACAAGUGGAUGGUAGAUGAGAGUGAACUUCGUGUAAUUCACUAUACCCUCGGUCCCCUUAAACCUUGGGAUUGGUGGACAUCUUGGCUCUUAAAACCGGUUGAUGUAUGGCAGAAUAUUAGGGAACAGCUUGAUGAAUCCCUUCCUGGAACUGGAGGAGGCAAAAAUCCAAAUGAUGAGCUUAUAGUCAAAUUCCUUUUCCUCUUACCUUUCUGUGCUUUACUUUUUUGUUUCUAUCGUUCUUUCCAUCAGACUGCGGGCUCGCUUUGCAGAACUCCAUUAUGCAAUCAAAUCAGAUACCUUUACCACAUACUUGGGUCCAGUGGAACCGUUGCUUACACUAGUGUUUCUCCAUCUACUACAGUUAACCCAAACAGUCAAUUUUCUAACGGUGCACAGACGAAGGUGCCUGCGUACUUGGGUGGAGUUUCAGUUUUUGUAUGUUUUAUGACUGCUUUGGUGUCCCUUGGAAUUUCAAUUUCAAUUGUGCCUCGACAAGUGAUGCCAUGGACUGGUUUGCUCUUGAUGUAUGAGUGGACAUUCACAAUUUUCUUUCUUUUGUUCGGAGCUUUUCUUCAUUUGAUUUAUCAGUGGGGGAAAACAGCAACUCAGUCGGGAUCAGUUGCUUCUCGUACUGAUUCUUUCGAUUCAGAUUCUAGAAAAGGUUAUCAACGGCAGCCAUCAUCGUCCUGUGAUAUGGUUACUUGGUUUUACGGGUUGGGGAUGGCUUUCUUGGCUAUCGCAGCCCCAUCCUUACCAUUUAUUUUCGGGAUCACCGCUCUGUUCCCAAGGUUGGGUCUGAUGGUUGUCGGAGGGCUUGUAUUAGCGUCGUUCAUGACAUAUGCUUCGGAACAUCUAGCAAUUAGGUCAUUUUUGAAAGGUCUUGAAGACCGAAACACCACUCGUUCGAGGAGUGCAUGUUUCUCGUGUUGAAAGAAAGCUUGAAAAUGGUUGUAGUACUUACCAGCAAGCAGUGCAGGCUUCCUUCAAAUUUGUGUUUUGUUUGACAUUUAAUCACAUAAGUUCUUUUAUUUUUAA
Hibiscus syriacus is the source of this 1801-nucleotide messenger RNA. Its product is annotated as inositol phosphorylceramide glucuronosyltransferase 1-like. The record is from RefSeq and is a predicted model, not a curated record. Bases 59 to 1696 code for a protein of 545 amino acids. The transcript has 9 exons. Lineage: Eukaryota; Viridiplantae; Streptophyta; Magnoliopsida; Malvales; Malvaceae. Gene Ontology annotation, molecular function: glycosyltransferase activity.